Messenger RNA from Arvicola amphibius (Eurasian water vole), 1662 nucleotides. It is a transcript of the gene Calcr, whose product is annotated as calcitonin receptor. The coding region runs from base 1 to 1662 and encodes 553 amino acids. The transcript is spliced from 14 exons. Gene Ontology annotation, biological process: positive regulation of cytosolic calcium ion concentration; adenylate cyclase-activating G protein-coupled receptor signaling pathway; cell surface receptor signaling pathway. The record is from RefSeq and is a predicted model, not a curated record. Gene Ontology annotation, molecular function: calcitonin receptor activity; amylin receptor activity. NCBI's taxonomy places the organism in Eukaryota, Metazoa, Chordata, Mammalia, Rodentia, Cricetidae. Gene Ontology annotation, cellular component: axon; plasma membrane.
AUGCCUUUAGAAAAGCCUUCUGUCCCUUUGCCCAAGCAGACCAAGGUUGAAAGGGGGAACUUUCGCAAACCGAAGCUGAGGUUCCAUUUGCUGAAUCGGUUCACUCUGCUGCUCCUGCUUCUUCUCAGCCCAACUCCAGCUGUUCAGGCCCCUGUCAAUCUCAGUGAACCCAGCCCUACUGAUGAGGCAUUUCUGUACACUAUUGGACGCAAGAAGCUGCUGCAAGCCCAGUACAGCUGCUAUGACAGACUACAGGAGCUGCCCCCUUAUGAAGGAGAAGGCCUAUAUUGCAACCGUACCUGGGAUGGGUGGCUGUGCUGGGAUGACACGCCAGCUGGAGCAACGGUCUAUCAGCAUUGCCCAGACUACUUUCCAGACUUUGACGUGACUGAGAAGGCUUCAAAAUACUGUGAUGAAAAUGGAGAAUGGUUCAGACACCCCGACAGCAAUCGAACUUGGUCCAACUAUACUCUGUGUAAUGCUUUCACUUCUGAGAAACUGCAUAAUGCAUAUGUCCUGUACUACCUGGCUCUUGUGGGUCAUUCUUUGUCGAUUGCUGCUUUGAUUACUUCCCUGGGGAUCUACUUGUUUUUCAAGAGCCUGAGAUCCCAAAGGGUGACAGUGCACAAGAACAUGUUUCUCACUUACAUUCUAAACUCUAUCAUUAUCAUCAUCCACCUGCUUGAGGUCGUGCCCAAUGGUGAUCUUGUGCGACGGGAUCCAAUGCAUAUAUUUCAUCAUAACACACAUAUGUGGACAAUGCAGUGGGAACUGUCACCACUCUUGCCCCAGAGUGCAGAGAGAAAGAUGGACUCUAAUAACAGUGAAGUGAUAAGUUGCAAGGUUCUGCACUUCUUUCACCAAUACAUGAUGGCUUGCAACUAUUUCUGGAUGCUCUGUGAGGGGAUCUAUCUUCACACUCUCAUCGUUGUGGCUGUCUUCGCAGAGGAGCAACGCCUGUGCUGGUAUUACCUUCUUGGCUGGGGGUUCCCAGUGAUACCAACCACUAUCCAUGCCGUUACUCGUGCUCUCUACUACAAUGACAAUUGCUGGCUGAGCGUCGAGACCCACCUGCUUUACAUCGUCCAUGGACCUGUCAUGGUGGCUCUGGUGGUCAAUUUCUUCUUUCUGCUCAACAUCGUCCGUGUUCUUGUGACCAAGUUGAGGCAAACUCAUCAGGCAGAAGCCUACAUGUACCUGAAAGCUGUGAAGGCUACCAUGGUCCUUGUGCCCCUGCUGGGGAUCCAGUUUGUCGUGUUUCCCUGGAGGCCCUCCAACAAGAUUCUUGGGAAGAUCUACGAUUAUGUCAUGCACACUCUGAUUCAUUUCCAGGGAUUCUUUGUUGCAACUAUCUACUGCUUCUUCAACCAUGAGGUUCAAGUUGCCGUGAAACGCCAGUGGGCAAAGCUCAAGAUUCGGUGGAGCCAUCGCUGGGGAAGGCGCCGCCGCCGCCGCAACAACAACCGCGUGGUCGCUGCUCCUCGUGUUACAGCCUUCGCUGAGCCUGGUGGCCUUCCCCUGUACAUCUGCCAUCAGGAACCGAGAAAUCCUCCAGUCAACAACAACCGAGCCCGAGCCCAAGAGGGUACCGAAAUGAUUCCCAUGAACGCCAUCCCGCGAGACCCAUCUGCCAUCAUUGAGGAAGAAGACUCAACUGCUUGA